UUCCGCUUCGAAUUCAACCCGCCGUCGCCCGCCCGCCGGUCUCCGCCGCGAUGGCUCGCACCAAGCACCCCGCCGUGAGGACGGCGGGCCGCCCGCCCAAGAAGAAGCUGCAGUUCGAGCGCUCCCCUCGCCAGAGGGCGGCGCAGACAGGCGGCGCGGGCACCUCGGGAACCCCGGGGAGGGGCGCGCCGGCCCGGGAUGGAGCGGCUGCCGCUGGAUGUGGUAUUGGAGAAACAGGGGUGGCGGGGCGUAUUAAGAAGCCGCAUCGGUGGCGACCAGGGACGGUGGCUCUGCGGGAGAUCAGGAAAUUCCAGAAAUCUACCAACCUUCUUAUCCCAUUUGCUCCCUUUGCUCGUCUGGUGAGGGAGAUCACGAAUGACUAUUCAAAGGACGUGACACGCUGGACUCCUGAAGCCCUCCUUGCAAUGCAAGAGGCGGCAGAGUUCCACUUAAUUGAGCUGUUCGAAGUGGCACUUUUGUUGGCCAUCCAUGGAAAGCGUGUUACCAUCAUGCAAAAGGACAUUCAACUUGCUAGGCGUAUUGGGGGAAGACGUUGGUCAUAGACUAGUUAAAUAUGUACUCUGAAUCCUGCAGCAUGAUGGAAACAUUUCCUGUACAUCUUGUUCGUAGCAUCUUGACUUGGUAGAUGCCUUUGUACUGUCGUUCUAAAUCUAGUUAGUUAAUUUUAACUCUUUGUUGAACCUUGCUCGAUGUCAGUGCACCAAGGUCAAACAUCUGACUUCAAUCUCGGUUGUGAAACAUAACAAUGGUCGCAGUGAUGGAGUUGUUACCUUCUUGCUUGUCCAA
This is a messenger RNA of Setaria italica (foxtail millet), 807 nucleotides long. Its product is annotated as histone H3-like. Lineage: Eukaryota; Viridiplantae; Streptophyta; Magnoliopsida; Poales; Poaceae. Gene Ontology annotation, molecular function: structural constituent of chromatin; DNA binding; protein heterodimerization activity. The record is from RefSeq and is a predicted model, not a curated record. Gene Ontology annotation, cellular component: nucleosome. The transcript is spliced from 7 exons. The coding region runs from base 51 to 563 and encodes 170 amino acids.